Molecule: messenger RNA, 372 nt
Organism: Knipowitschia caucasica
Lineage: Eukaryota; Metazoa; Chordata; Actinopteri; Gobiiformes; Gobiidae
Source: the annotation of a GenBank genome assembly
AUGACUCAUCCUGACGCACCGCACCUGAACGCGGCGCACCGCGACGCACCGCGACACCGACGCUCGUGUCCGCGGGAAAAAAAACACAGAGACACGUUCCGCGCGUCAAACCUAGAGUCAUAUAAAAAGAACCGUGCAGAAAACUGCUACUGCUGCCGCUUCUGCCGCGUACUGCCUUUCUGCCACUUCUGCCGCUCCUCUGAAAGCUACCGCGUCUGCCGCUCCUUUGACAGCUGCCGCGUCUUGCCGCUCUUCACUGCCCUCCGCUCCACUGACAGCUGCCGCCUUUCACCGACUCCUGCCGCUUGUACAGGGUUUUGCUUUUCCUCAUCGCGUCCGACUCUGCCGCUUUGGGCGUUCACCGUGCUGUGA